AUGGGGAUAUUCAAGUCGCUCUUUUUGAAGGGAAAAAGUAAAAUAGAAAUCACCAAAGAUGGUGAAUCGGAUUUGUACGACAUUCGUCAUCAUAAGAGUUUAGAGGGGGUCCAUCUCGGUGAUUCUUGGACGUCUCUCGUCGAUUUAAGAAAGGACGACAAUGUACAGAUAGGAAAACGACAUUUCAAAAGUCCCGUGGCAGUAGUACCAUCUCAAGGAUACACGAAGCGCGACAAUUACAGCAAAAUUUCCAUCCAGUGGCUGGAGUGGUUGAUGGAAAAAAGUCGUCAGCGGGGUAACCCCAUUGUCAUUUCCCACGCUCUCAACGGUGGUGAAUUCCAAGUGCCAGGGACCAAUUACAGAUGUGACGGGUUUGUCAAGAUUCCUGGCGGAAACGGAACCAUUUAUGAAUUCUAUGGUUGUGUAUUCCACGGUUGUCCCAACUGUUUCCCAGACGAUAGGAAUACCAUCAAACACCCGUCUACCAAUCAGACCAUCAAAGAAUUGUACGACAUGACCAAACACAGAGAAAAGGAAUUGAAAAAUCUGGGAUACAAAUUGGUCAUUGUGUGGGAGCAUCAAUUUAAAUUUCAAUUGGAGAAGAAUGUAGCUUUGCAACAAUUCGUGUCCACCCUAGAUCUCCAAGACAGACUCGACCCACGUGACAGUUUUUUCGGUGGUCGCACCAAUGCCAUCAAACUGCAUUAUAAAGCUGCAGAAGACGAAACAAUCCAAUAUUUCGAUUUUACCAGUCUCUAUCCCUGGACCAACAAGUAUUGUCGGUAUCCCGUCGGCCAUCCGACCAUCAUAACGGACGAUUUUCAGGACUUGUCGCAAUAUUUUGGACUGGCUAAAAUAAAAAUUCUCCCCCCUAGAAAACUUUAUCAUCCCGUACUUCCAUACAAUUCGAAUGGAAAAUUGAAGUUCCCACUUUGUAAAACGUGUGCAGACAGUGAAAAUCAAAAUGAAUGUACAUGCUCUGUUGAAGAGAGAUCCAUCACGGGCACGUGGUGUACUCCUGAAAUUCAAAUGGCAACGUCAAAAGGGAGGCUUCCGGAUUUCCGGCCGAAUGCGACACGGAAGAGACCAAAAGAAAAUACAUUAGGGAAUACAAAGAAAACGAAGGUAUCCAAUUAG
Messenger RNA from Ostrea edulis (European flat oyster), 1137 nucleotides. RefSeq lists its product as uncharacterized. The transcript is spliced from 3 exons. Gene Ontology annotation, biological process: DNA replication. Bases 1 to 1137 code for a protein of 378 amino acids. The record is from RefSeq and is a predicted model, not a curated record. NCBI's taxonomy places the organism in Eukaryota, Metazoa, Mollusca, Bivalvia, Ostreida, Ostreidae. Gene Ontology annotation, molecular function: DNA-directed DNA polymerase activity; DNA binding; nucleotide binding.